This is a messenger RNA of Hemibagrus wyckioides, 898 nucleotides long. Its product is annotated as macrophage mannose receptor 1-like. Bases 20 to 760 code for a protein of 246 amino acids. The transcript has 2 exons. Lineage: Eukaryota; Metazoa; Chordata; Actinopteri; Siluriformes; Bagridae. The record is from RefSeq and is a predicted model, not a curated record.
CUCAGACACUACAGCAGCAAUGACUUCAUCAUCCAUUUCUUUUUUCUUCUUUCUGGUACUUUGUGAGAGGGCUGCAUGCGCAACAAAACAAUAUGUUUAUGUUAAUCAAUACAUGAGCUGGCAGGAUGCUCAGAACUACUGCAGGCAAAAUCACAAGGACCUGGCAACCGUUUCUACUGUUGAUGAAAACUCAAGAAGUCUAAAACUCGCAGGAACAAGCUCAUCUCCAUGCUGGAUCGGGCUGAAGAGGAGUGCAUCUGACCCAAACACGUGGCAAUGGUCUGAUGGAGAGCGACUGUCUUUAUUUAACUGGAAUAUCGUUGAUGCACUCGGCACAGAUUGUGUUCAAUUAGAUAUAAUAUAUGGCUGGAGUAGAGCUGACUGUACCAUCAAGUACCCUUUCAUAUGUUAUAGAAACAUCAUCUUAGUAAAGGAAAAUAAGACCUGGGAGGAUGCUCUACAGCACUGCAGGAUUCACUACACUGACCUGGCCCUAGCAUAUACUCUAAAAAAUCCAGUCCUGCUGGAAAAUGAGGCAGUUGGCACACAAACUGUUAAUGUAUGGACAGGCCUGCGCUUCCUGGAUGGAAAAUGGUUCUGGGUGAACAUGCAGCCUGUGGACAGCCCAGAUGCACUGCCCUCAUGUCCAGCCAAAAACUACCGCUGUGGAGCUCGCAACAUUAAGACACAUGUCUGGGAGAACAGAGACUGCAAUGAGAAGUUUAAUUUCCUCUGCAUUUUUGGAGGUGCCCAUCUGUAGGACAGCAUCCUUCAGGAAGAAUUCAUACAAGACACGGAACACUUUAUUCAGAGCUGCUGUGGAUAUGUAGAAUGUGUGUCAUUCAUAUUUAGAUAGAUUUUUGUUCUCAUAAAAUACAUACAUUAGGCAUUGGCAUAA